GCUGUUGCUACAUAUAUAAAACACUUCACAGGAGACUGGAUAAGUAGUAGUUGAAUUGUAUUUACAAAAUAUGUUUCGUUUUUUGUUAUUGGCAGCUGUGGCGGGUGUUUGCUUCGCUAGGCCCGGAGGUUUGGGCUUAGGAAUUGGUUUAGGCGAUCAUGGGAUAGCUCUAGCCCCUUCAAUAGCUGCAGCUCCGGUAGUGGCCGCAGCCCCUAUAGUUUCCCACGUGGCGGCGCCACUGACUGUAAACGCCGGCGUCAGUCAAGCUUCUAGGGUGGAUAUCGUCACUCCCGUUUUGGGCACCGUCGCCACAGGUGUGGGUCAAGGCGGUUUGGGGCUCACAGGUCAUGGAGGACUAGCGCUGGCCGGUCACGAACUCAGGCUGGGAUAACUUUCCUAUCCGUUCUACGUCAUUGUAAAUAAAAUAUUUGGACAAUAUUAAAUACGAAACGAUCAGUUGAUUUGUUCGUUCCCCCACGGUUUUGAUGUGUUCAAAGCAUAA
This is a messenger RNA of Cylas formicarius (sweet potato weevil), 502 nucleotides long. RefSeq lists its product as uncharacterized. The transcript has 2 exons. The coding region runs from base 71 to 391 and encodes 106 amino acids. The record is from RefSeq and is a predicted model, not a curated record. Lineage: Eukaryota; Metazoa; Arthropoda; Insecta; Coleoptera; Brentidae.